AUGGUGUCGCGUAUUGUGGUUCUUUGUAUGGUAGUGGGAUUGGCGUGUGGCGCCACAUGGAUAUCACAGCAACCUGUCAAACCGCCAGAGCAUGCCCACAAAGAGGGAUGUUACAUAGAAGAAAUCGAUGAUGUUAUACCAUAUGGUCAGGAUGUUUCUCCCAUUGGCGUGUGCUAUCGGAUAGAAUGCUCAGGCUAUCAACUCAGCUACGCUUCAUGUGGUGUUGUUCUCACAGAAGAUCCAAAUUGUUACAAAACUGAAACAGAUCUUAAAAGACCCUACCCAGAGUGUUGCCCGGAUAUCAAAUGUGAAGUUGAAAAUAAAAUAUAG
Messenger RNA from Danaus chrysippus (African queen), 330 nucleotides. The record is from the annotation of a GenBank genome assembly. NCBI's taxonomy places the organism in Eukaryota, Metazoa, Arthropoda, Insecta, Lepidoptera, Nymphalidae.